Messenger RNA from Westerdykella ornata, 1314 nucleotides. RefSeq lists its product as uncharacterized. The record is from RefSeq and is a predicted model, not a curated record. The transcript has 2 exons. The annotation marks the transcript as partial. Lineage: Eukaryota; Fungi; Ascomycota; Dothideomycetes; Pleosporales; Sporormiaceae. Gene Ontology annotation, cellular component: SAS acetyltransferase complex. Gene Ontology annotation, molecular function: histone acetyltransferase activity.
CCAGCGCCAACCAGCUCCAGCAGCUCCAGAAAGCGCCUCGCCGCAGAAGCUCUAAUCGCUGACAGCUCGGCCGACCCGAGACCACCAACCAAAGUCACCGUUACACAACCACAUGGCCAGCUCCUCCGCAUCACGAAUGGGGUUCCGGCCUCUCUUUCCGUAUGCGCUGACGAGGUCCUCUCAAGCUUAGGGAAACCAAAAAUUGAGUCUCACAAACCACGUCUUGGGGCACCCACGGCUGCAGCACCGUCACAAGAUAAGCGGAGCUUGAGGAGCCAGGAUGGUGGCUCACGUCUCAAGAGCGACCUCGCGACAUACUUCUCCAACUACGAUGAGGUUAUAGCCGGUGUUCCAGAGGAGUCGGAUGCUCUCGACCUCCACACCUCCAUAUACAUCGCAGACGAGCCUCUGAGACCAGCGAAACGCGCGCGCACCUCCACCCCGGAACCAUCGCGUCUACCGCCCACACCUACCCGGUCGCUGAAGGCGAUAACUCAAUCACCCGCUCGAAAAUCAUCCACUGCCUCUUUGCCCUCAGCGCAAUCCUCAACCGCAUACCAGGUCCUCGACUAUUCCUCCAUAGCCUCACACGUACACGAUGACGCCGAUCCGCUUUCCGAUUCCGUUUUCUUCGUGCCCCAUCGCCGGGCAGAGCGGAAAGAGAAGCAGCUACGGAACAUAGAAAAGGAGAGAGCAAUGCACGAAAAGGUGCAGCUGGAGCGCCUGCUCGACGGACUCCUAGGCCCCGACUGGCUCAAGGUCAUGGGCGUCACGGGCGUUACUGACGGCGAACGCAAGGACUGGGAACCCAAGCGCGAUUACUUCGUCAAGGAGGUCGAGGCCCUUGUCGACAAGUUUCGGAUCUGGAAGGAGGAAGAGAAGCGGCUCCGCGCGGAGAAGGAAGCUGCACACGCUGCACGUGAGGAUGAAGAGAGCCCCGAAUCGGAAGAAUCGCAUGCAGGUACCGAAGCUAACACGCCUCGAGAGUCUCAGGAGAAGAAAAGGGAGAAGGAGAAGGAGAAGGAGAAAGAACCCAAGCCUCCACAACCUAGACGCCCGCCUCGUCCGCAUGGGUAUCUGCUACCCGCGCAUCCACCGGAGCCAACGACACCCUUUACGUCGUUCUACAGCAAGCCGCACCUGCGUGCAGCCGCCCUGGGCAAGCAUCGACAUGGUCGCAAUGCCACGGCCUUUGGGCAGCAGAUCCCUGAAUUUCAAGAAGCCGAGUUUGAGAUUCCAGACGAGUACAUUACGCCGGAAGCGUUGCGCGACCAUGCGCGCAAGCGUAGGAGGCAGAAGCGCGAGAGCGGGAUG